GGAGGGGCGCCUGCGCACUCGGUUGUCGUGCGGGGAGGAUGCUCAAAGGCUCUUUCCGGAGGCUUGUUGCUGAGGGAAAACGGUAGUUGCGGCAUUAACGGUCAGGGGUCUGCGACAGGUUCACACAGAGGACCAGCCAGCAACCCCAACUGUCGCCUGUGGGUUGCGUCCCCCUACUCCAGCGCCUCCUUAGCGACGCUCCCUGGCGCCAAGCCCGCCCGCCGCACGCUCUGAGCGCCGCCCACCACUUCCGCCCUCGGCUCCCACCGAGCAAGAUGGCUGAGGAGCCGGAGUCCGCUCUGCAGCUCCCACCCUCAACUGCGGCUGACGGCGAAGGACCUACGGAGGUCUCCCCUGAAACAGCCACUCCGGAGCCCCCUUCUUCCGCUGCAGUCUCCCCGGGAACAGAGGAACCUGCCGGCGACACCAAGAAAAAAAUUGACAUUCUGCUAAAGGCUGUGGGAGACACCCCUAUAAUGAAAACAAAGAAGUGGGCUGUAGAGCGAACUCGAACCAUCCAAGGACUCAUUGACUUCAUCAAAAAGUUCUUAAAACUUGUGGCCUCAGAACAGUUGUUUAUUUACGUGAAUCAGUCCUUUGCCCCUUCCCCAGACCAGGAAGUUGGAACCCUCUAUGAGUGUUUUGGCAGUGAUGGUAAACUGGUCCUGCAUUACUGCAAAUCUCAGGCAUGGGGAUGAACUACAGAGAAAAAGAUCUUGCUUACUUAAAAUGAAUUGUCAAAAAGGAAACAGCUGUGAAAAGUUUUGAUAUUUGUGGCAAGAGACUUAUGGAUAUGAUCUACUCAGCAUGUAUCUACUAUGACCCAUGUUUAUACAUAAAAAAAUCCAUAGAGUAGAUGGACUCAAAAAAAUGUGAUUUGUAUUAAAACACAAAUCAUCAUAAAAGAUUGACAGAGUAUACCCAUUACUACAGGUAUUGCUCCAGAUCUGCCUCCAAGAUAUUGAAAAGGAAAAUAAGACUGUAUAAAGCCUCUUUAUUAUCAGUUCUCAAAAUGACUGAAAUUGUUUGUAGAAUUAGCGCUCUGCUGAUUUUUUCCUACUGUAAAAGUCAGUUUACUAAAGGAUUCGUUUUGUGCUUGUCCAGGGAAGUUCAAUUUGUUUGAGAUAUGGGAUAUGCCUUUUCUCGUUUGCAUGUUUGUUUACAGUUGUCACCUUAUGAAACAAAGCUGCGUUGACCUGCUGGCUCUAUACCUUACACAGUCCAGUAGAGGGCAGCACAGCUGGCAGAAAGAGGCCGUUUGGUGUUAGAUCUUUGCCAGAUGAUAAUGGAGGAAAAAAGCUGUUCCUGCUCAUUUCUACCAAACAUCUAGCCAAGAGAGCACACAUGUUGACACACUGGAAGAUUGCUUUAGAGAAAAUGCAUGCUGUAGUUAUUGUAUUUGGAAACAGAAGGAAUUUUACAAAUUCUGGACGAAUGAUUCAUACAGCUCUUUUCAGUCCUACCAUAUAAUGAUUCUUGAGUCCCGAUGGUUAUAACUGUGGUGUUAGUCUGUCUCUUACUUUUACAGUGUCAAAAGCACUCAGUGAGUACACCUGGCAACAUCUUUAAGUUUUUUACAAUGCAUUUUCCAACUUGAAAAUGCUCAAAGAAUAAUUGAAAAAUAGUCUUAGAUUUUGUGUGUACUUCAUGCCAUGACUAAAAGUACCAUUUUUACUGAUGCUAUUAGACUGGUUGUUUGAAGUGAGAUUCAAUGUUUUUUCUUCAUUCUAUAUUAUAUUUGUAAUGCAGCAUUAAAAAAAAAAUUCCAGUAAAUUGAAUGGAAUAUCCAAACAGGAUCUGAGGUGCGUAUGAGAAUUCUAAGUGUUUAUUUUCAAAGAUAAUGGGAUGAUAUGAUUUUGUCAAAGGACUUUGAACUACACAUAUAUCCCCUAAACCCCAGAAUGUACUUUAUGGUUAAUGAUCUGCCAUACAUUAGCUUUAGGGAAGGCUAAGGAACAAUUCAGUUUACGGUGAUGAAAUCGCUGUUCAGUUCUCAUUUUCUGCCCAAGAAUAAAUGCUUAAGUCC
Molecule: messenger RNA, 2026 nt
Organism: Ceratotherium simum simum (southern white rhinoceros)
Lineage: Eukaryota; Metazoa; Chordata; Mammalia; Perissodactyla; Rhinocerotidae
Gene: ATG12
Product: autophagy related 12
Biological process (GO): autophagy of mitochondrion; piecemeal microautophagy of the nucleus; autophagosome maturation
Cellular component (GO): autophagosome membrane; Atg12-Atg5-Atg16 complex; phagophore assembly site membrane
Molecular function (GO): Atg8-family ligase activity
Source: RefSeq, a predicted model, not a curated record